GCAAGAUGCAAUCGCUCCGAAACGAGGCGAUCUCUGUUGACCUCGUAGUUUAAAGAUGGCUCAGUAGGCAGACAUGCAUAUCUCACAACACCUUCGCCAUACUGCCUUACGUCAAAUCUUGCUGAAGCCGUCACCUUAGCAUUCAAAUCUACCUUGUCGAGUAGCAGCCAUGUCACGCCAGCUCAUCUCCAGCGAGAAGUUCCCCACGAAGCCUCACAAUUGUCCUGCCACAAAAGUACCGGGUCUCGUCUUCUGCGCCGGGCAAACAGCCACAGGAGAGAUCAAGCAAGCCACAAGAAGAGUUUUGCAAAACCUGAAGGAAGUUCUCGAGCUUUCUGGUUCGUCACUUGAACAGGUUGUCAAGUACAACGUCUACCUCGCAGACAUGAAAGACUUCGCUGCCAUGAACGAGGUGUACAUCGACUUCCUGCCUCAGCCUAUGCCCUCUCGAUCUUGCCUUCAGGCACUGCCUCCUGGUGAUGGAACCGUCAUCGAGAUUGAGUGUAUUGCACAGGCGUAAACAAUAAGCCGCUGAGUACGAAAACAAUAAUAUCGAGGAGGUUCAUGGCGGAGCACGCUUAGUAGACCGUAUUUGAGGCGCUUGGCAUAUAGAUUUAUCAAACUCACUGCUCUGUACGAGAGUGACUUGAAGGGAAAUAGGAGCAAUAGAUAGAGUACAGAUCUUGAAUCAAGCAAGCACGAUCAUACAUCCUCUUC
Molecule: messenger RNA, 717 nt
Organism: Didymella exigua CBS 183.55
Lineage: Eukaryota; Fungi; Ascomycota; Dothideomycetes; Pleosporales; Didymellaceae
Product: YjgF-like protein
Exons: 2
Coding region: 170-520 (116 amino acids)
Cellular component (GO): mitochondrion; cytosol
Molecular function (GO): deaminase activity
Source: RefSeq, a predicted model, not a curated record